AUGCUUUCGGCAGCGAACUGUCUCCUACUGGUAGUCUCGGCAUGGGCUAUAAAAAGUAUGAAUCCGUGGCCUGUAAACUCCCAAAACUAUCAAAAUGCUCCAUAUGGUCAUAUACGCUUUCCAUACCAUGCGUUUAAUGAUAGGUUUCCUGGUUUUUCAGAUCACGGGAAUGGUGGAAGUCGUUCUUAUAGUCCUUACCAAAGUCCGCAAAAUCCUUCUCAAUGGCCUCAAGGGAACGGUGGAAUUCCUCCUGCUAAUCCUAACCUACAAUUGUCUUUUUAUUGUUAUAAAGUUCAGCCAGGAAACCGUAUAACUUCUAAGAAACCUUACCAAGGGCCGCAGCUUCACUGUUAUCGAUCAGGAAGCGGUGGAUUUCCUAUCAACAAUCCUCACGCCCAGCCGUCUUUAUAUUGUUAUUUCUGGACACCAGAAAACGGUAGAAACUCUUCCAAUAAUCGCCAGCCGCUUUUUUACUGUUAUAAAUGGCCAUCAGGGCAAUCCAGAGGUCCAUGGAAUCUAGUAGCUCCUCUGCCACCAGGGUCAGAAGUUCCUACUCUGCCACCAGUAAGCCGUCCAUUGCCAGGAAACUUUACUCAGCCACCAGUAAGCCGUCCAUUGCCAGAAAACUUUACUCAGCCACCAGGAAGCGGUGGAGUUUCUCCGGUGGAUAGCAAACAUGUUUUCAAUUUCAACUCUAAUAUAAACUCCGUCAAUUAUGGUUCACUCAACAUCGCCAGUGGAGUUUUUCCAUGGAGUCAAUUAAUCAACCACACAAUGCCACAAAAUCUCGGAAUAAAUGGGCAAGAAAAACAGCAAAAGGGAUCAAAGACAGACUAUACAAUAGAAGUCAAGAUCCCGCUACUAGAAGCACUUUUCCCGCAACUACAAGCAUUUCUAAGCUCUUGGUUCAAACAGCAGACAACCACCAAAGCGCAAAAGACAACUACCAAAGCGCCGAAGAAGACAACGCCUUCAGAUAAAAAGGAAGAUUCUUCUGAAACGGUCCCGCCGUAUCCAACAAAGAUAUAUAAUCUAACUCGUGUAACACCAUCUCCUGCGCAGUACGGACCGUUAGCAAUGGGAGAAGUUUUGCAGUCGAAGGGAAGUAGUCAAGAACAAUUCAGGGGAUCUGAAACAAAUUCGACGAUUUCUGAAGACAAGGAGGAAGUUUCGGCAAAAUAGUCGCUGGUGGAUGUUGGAACUUGGAAAUCGGCCUAGAGUGAAUUAUUGAUUUGAGUUGAAUGAAUUGAUAGUGAAGCAUUUCAAAGCAUUCUAGCCAUGUAUGUCCUUGUGAAUAAAAUUUGGAAUC
Cylicocyclus nassatus is the source of this 1309-nucleotide messenger RNA. The record is from the annotation of a GenBank genome assembly. NCBI's taxonomy places the organism in Eukaryota, Metazoa, Nematoda, Chromadorea, Rhabditida, Strongylidae.